AUGAUAAAAACAAGCCUAAGGCGAAACGCGGCUCUCAGCAAGGGAUAUAUUUGUGUAUUUAUCUGUUUUGUAACUAAAGCAGUGCACAUUGAACUGGUUGGGGAUUUAACAAGUGCAUCGUUUAUAAGUGUAUUAAAAAGAUUUUGCGAUCGAAGAGGAAAAUGCACGGAUAUUUAUUCAGACAACGCAAAAAACUUUGUUGGAGCAAAUCGUCAACUUCAAGAGUUAAGCAACUUGAUUCAUACCGAAGAACACCAAUCAAAAUUGCAGAAUGUAUUAUCUGAAUCAGGUAUCCGCUGGCACUUUAUACCACCUCGCUCCCCUCACUUCGGUGGAUUAUGGGAGUCUGCAAUAAAAUCCAUUAAACAUCAUCUAUUUCGCACUUUAGGCAACGCAAACUUCACAUACGAAGAACUUAAUAUUAUUUUAAUACGAGUGGAGGCAUGCUUAAAUUCACGACCUUUGGUUCCUUUAUCUUCCGAUCCCUCGGAUCUCACUCCUUUAACUCCUGGUCAUUUCCUUAUUGUCGACGCUUUAACCGCUUUACCCGAAACUGAUGUAUCAUUAGUACCAACCAAUCGAUUAACUAAAUGGCUCAGAGUCAUGCAGGUUUCCCAGCAAAUCUGGUCCCGUUGGAGCCGCGAGUAUCUAGCACAGCUUCAGGAGCGUAAACGGUGGUCUGUCGAUAAGGGUCCAAGGAUAAAAAAUCGGUUCUAUUGUCCUCGUGAAGGAUGA
Aphis gossypii (cotton aphid) is the source of this 735-nucleotide messenger RNA. RefSeq lists its product as uncharacterized. The coding region runs from base 1 to 735 and encodes 244 amino acids. The transcript has a single exon. The record is from RefSeq and is a predicted model, not a curated record. Gene Ontology annotation, biological process: DNA integration. Gene Ontology annotation, molecular function: nucleic acid binding. Lineage: Eukaryota; Metazoa; Arthropoda; Insecta; Hemiptera; Aphididae.